CAUUUGAAACCCCAUAAGAAAUCGCUGGCUCAUUUUUUUAUCCCUAGAAAAUAUUAUGGAAUUUGUGGUCACUAAAUGUAGUAGUCUUAGGAAACAGUAGUAUAAGCCAAAGAAUUAAAAAAAAAAUCAACAUGGCGCCAACAGAUACGAGAGAAGAAGAGCUGUUUGAAGAAAUCGAAAGUUUUAUAUCCGCUCUCAAGCAUGGGCAAUACCAUGAUUCAUACAAUACGGCCACGCAGACAGUCCAGUUACUGAGAAAAGUUGUCUCCAUAACGCAUUGGAAGACAGCGGGAGAGUUGAUGCAGAUAGUCAGAAGAGAAGGAAAGAAAAUGGCAAAUGCUCAGCCUACAGAAUCAGCUGUUGGAAAUAUGGUCAGGAGAGUUUUAAAACUAAUAAGAGAGGAAUAUUCAGGGUCUGUAGGGGGAAGAAUAGAGGAUGAUCAUACAGAAGAAUCACUGCAUAAAUUGCUUAUGGCGGGUGGUGAGACAUCUAGUGACUUCAGCAAGCCAAGCCAUGGACUUAAAACAAUAGUUAUUGAUGCUAUCAAUGAGCUGAUAAUUGAGUUAGAAUCAAGUGCUGAUAACAUUGCCACUCAAGCCUUAGAACACAUUCACUCAAAUGAGGUGAUCAUGACAGCUGGGAAGUCCAGGACGGUGGAGACCUUCCUUAAGAAUGCAGCAAGGAAGAGAAAAUUUAGUGUCAUUGUCGUAGAAGGAGCUCCAUUUUAUCAGGGGCAAGAGUUGGCUAAGAGUUUAGCAAAAGUUGGAAUAGAAACGACCAUCAUCACCGAUUCAGCUGUUUUUGCAAUCAUGUCAAGAGUCAAUAAGGUUAUCAUAGGCACCCAUGUGGUCAUGGCUGAUGGAGGGUUACGAGCUGUCAAUGGAGCCCAUGCCCUGGCGCUUGCUGCAAAACAUCACUCAGUACCACUGAUUGCAUGUGCCGCAAUGUAUAAGUUGACACCACAAUAUGUUGUUUCCUAUGACCAAGACAGCUGUAAUAAAUUUGUGGCUCCUAAUGAUGUUUUGCAAUUUUCUGAAGGAAGUAUCUUAUCCAAGGUUGACAUACAAAAUCCUGUCUUUGACUACAUUCCCCCUGAGUUGGUAAACUUAUUUAUAUCAAACAUAGGUGGAAAUUCUCCAUCAUAUGUUUACCGGUUACUGAGUGAGCUCUAUCACCCAAAUGACUAUGAGUUAUAGUACUUAUGGGGCUGGAGGCGUAUGAACAAGAAAUCCAAAUAAACAGAUUAUAAAGCAGUUUGUUUUAUACAAACAUACAGUACACUGCGACUAAAUAAAGAAACAUAAAUCUC
Molecule: messenger RNA, 1309 nt
Organism: Nematostella vectensis (starlet sea anemone)
Lineage: Eukaryota; Metazoa; Cnidaria; Anthozoa; Actiniaria; Edwardsiidae
Product: translation initiation factor eIF-2B subunit beta
Exons: 18
Coding region: 132-1196 (354 amino acids)
Biological process (GO): translational initiation
Cellular component (GO): eukaryotic translation initiation factor 2B complex
Molecular function (GO): translation initiation factor activity; guanyl-nucleotide exchange factor activity
Source: RefSeq, a predicted model, not a curated record